This is a messenger RNA of Laccaria bicolor S238N-H82, 762 nucleotides long. RefSeq lists its product as uncharacterized. The record is from RefSeq and is a predicted model, not a curated record. Bases 1 to 762 code for a protein of 253 amino acids. The transcript is spliced from 6 exons. NCBI's taxonomy places the organism in Eukaryota, Fungi, Basidiomycota, Agaricomycetes, Agaricales, Hydnangiaceae.
AUGCUUCCAUCGACACGCCAGUUUGUUAUUCCCGACCUGUUUGUUGCUUCUACUCAAAAUUCAUAUGAAGUUAACUCGAAUAGCAAGGUCAAUCUCCUUUUUGUUCUCGACGAGGUUAGUGACGACCAGAACGGCAAAGACGCUCGCGCGACCGGCCGAAUCUUCGUACAGGCCAUGCAAGACCCAGAUUGGGAUGAUGGCUCCGUCCUCGCGAAAAUAACUAAAGAAUUUGCAAAACGUUUUUUGCGGCUGGCUGGACCAAAAAACGCGCGAAGAUUCAGUGACCUUUGUGAACAGUACACCCAGUGCGUCGCACGCGAGGCUGAGCUUCGUGAACGAGGCGACGUCCUCGACCUCGAGUCUUUCAUACCUCAUCGACGAAACAACAGUGCCGUCCUCCUUUGUUUUGCUUUGGCAGAGUACAUCCUCGGAAUCGAUCUAGACGAUGGUGUAUAUGAAGACUCCGCGUUUAAUGACGCUUACUGGGCCGCCUGCGAUUUUGACGUUUACUCUUAUGACAUGGAACAAUCAAAAGGCCAUACUGGAAACAAUAUAGUCACCGUCCUCAUGAACGAGAAAAAUUUGACUCUCCAGCAGGCAUCGGAUUACAUCGGAGCUUAUUGCAGCAGUCUUGUUGAAAGAUAUUUGACGGCGAAAGCCCGACUCUCACCAUCACUGGGAUCAGGUCCAACUCGAUACAUUGAAGCGCUUGGAUAUUGGAUGAUAGGAAACCUAGAAAAUAAAAAUGACUCGUGUGCUUGA